UCUGCGGCGAGCGGGCGGGGACGUCUCCUCGGCCCGCCCACGGGCAAGGUCAGCUCGCAGCCCCCUUUUCUCGUAGAGCCGCGGGGGCGUGACUCCUGCAGGAGUAGAGGGACCGACAGGACCCCCUGGAUGGGGGUGGAGGCGCGGCCAUGCUAGUGGAAACGUACCCCGCCUCCAGCCUUUCCUUGGAGGGGGCCAAGCCACACAGACCCACUCCUCCCAUCCCCGUGCCCUUCAGCACCCAGACACCCACCUGGAGAGGACUGGGCCCGCCAGAGAUGGGGGGGAAAGAAGAGAAGGGCGCCCAGACCCUGAGCACCCCGCGCUCAUCCGAUGCGGUUCCCCCCGCUUCCAGGUGUAGCGCCCGGGCUCGGUGCCGGAGGCUGGGCGUCUCCAACAUGACCCGCCGGAGCCUGUGGGACGUGUCGGAGGCCAACGUCGAGGACGGAGACAUCCGCAUCAACGUCGGGGGCUUCAAGAGGCGUCUGCGCUCGCACACGCUGCUGCGCUUCCCGGAGACCCGCCUGGGCCGCCUGCUGCUCUGCCACUCGCGCGAGGCCAUCCUCGAGCUCUGCGACGACUACGACGACGUCCAGCGCGAGUUCUACUUCGACCGCAACCCCGAGCUCUUCCCCUACGUGCUGCACUUCUACCACACGGGCCGGCUGCACGUCAUGGCCGAGCUGUGCGUCUUCUCCUUCAGCCAGGAGAUCGAGUACUGGGGCAUCAACGAGUUCUUCAUCGACUCCUGCUGCAGCUACAGCUACCACGGCCGCAAAGUGGAGCCGGCGCAGGAGAAGUGGGAGGAGCAGAGCGACCAGGAGAGCACGUCGUCGUCCUUCGACGAGAUCCUGGCCUUCUACAAUGACGCCUCCAAGUUCGAGGGGCAGCCCCUGGGCAGCUUCCGGCGGCGGCUGUGGCUGGCGCUGGACAACCCCGGCUACUCGGUGCUGAGCCGGGUCUUCAGCAUCCUGUCCAUCCUGGUGGUGUUGGGGUCCAUCAUCACCAUGUGCCUCAACAGCCUGCCGGACUUCCAGAUCCCCGACAGUCAGGGCAACCCUGGCGAGGACCCCCGGUUCGAAAUCGUGGAGCACUUCGGCAUCGCCUGGUUCACGUUUGAGCUGCUGGCCAGGUUCGCAGUGGCCCCUGACUUCCUCAAGUUUUUCAAGAACGCCCUCAACCUUAUCGACCUCAUGUCCAUCGUCCCCUUUUACAUCACUCUGGUGGUGAACCUGGUGGUGGAGAGCACGCCUACCUUGGCCAACUUGGGCAGAGUGGCCCAGGUCCUGAGGUUGAUGCGGAUUUUCCGCAUCUUAAAGCUGGCCAGGCACUCCACUGGCCUCCGCUCCCUGGGGGCCACCCUGAAAUACAGCUACAAAGAAGUCGGGCUGCUUUUGCUCUACCUCUCCGUGGGGAUUUCCAUUUUCUCCGUGGUGGCCUACACCAUCGAAAAGGAGGAGAACGAGGGCCUGGCCACCAUCCCCGCCUGCUGGUGGUGGGCCACCGUCAGUAUGACCACCGUGGGGUAUGGGGACGUGGUCCCGGGAACCACAGCAGGGAAGCUGACCGCCUCUGCCUGCAUCCUGGCGGGCAUCCUAGUGGUGGUACUGCCCAUCACCUUGAUCUUCAACAAGUUCUCCCACUUUUAUCGGCGCCAAAAGCAGCUUGAGAGUGCUAUGCGCAGCUGUGACUUUGGAGAUGGGAUGAAGGAGGUCCCUUCUGUCAAUUUAAGGGACUACUAUGCCCAUAAAGUUAAAUCCCUCAUGGCGAGCCUGACAAACAUGAGCAGGAGCUCGCCAAGUGAAUUAAGUUUAAAUGAUUCCCUACAGUAGCAGGGAGGACUUGUCCUCAAAUCCACGUUGUUGAGCUGCCUCUCGGGCCUCUGGCACAGUCCAGGCACCUUGGGGUUGUGGCAUAAGGAGUAUGGCCAGCCCCAGAGGGGAGAGAUGCAUGGGCAUUGCAUCCAGGUUGCUUCUACAGUAGUUAGAAUCAUUUUUAGAGGGUGGUGUGCCUGGCACCAUGCCUUCGCGCCUUUCAGUGAAAUGACACUCACUGGUGUUGGCAUCACGGGCAUAACAUGUUCGCCUUUCUGCUGGACGAAUACCCCCCAGAAUGCUAACUUUUCUGUUCACCGUGUUCUCGAGUGCUCGUGGUCCAGUACUGUCUGUGAGGUUUCUGUGCUCUUUUUCUAAGGUUGUCAUGUGAGAUCUGUACAAAAAGCCCCUACAUGUCUGUCCAGUGGAAACACAUCUAUGGGGUCAGCAAGGAUAUGACGGGAUUUUGCUCACGUCACAUGAAAACAAAAUCUCAGUUUUUUUAAUUCAUUGCUUUCAAAACAAAGAGAAUGUGAAGUUAAGCACAUGCCCAAUGCAAGUCUGUGAGUUGUGUUAUGAAUGAUCGUAGCUCUGGGACUUGCAUGGGUACCUGGUCACCUUUAGAACACUGUGCGUUGAUGUUCAUCUCUUAAAUGUUGCUCUUUAGAGAAUGUUACUCUGUUAAACAUGUAGUGAAGAUAGAAAUUUUUUCCCUAGAACAGCUGCUUUAGGGACAGGGGCUUCAACUAAACAUAGGCCAGAUUGUAGGAUGCUUGCAGACUUUUCAAAGGCGGGCCUCUGUCUUUCCUAGGGUGACCGUGCAGGCAUUUAUUUCUGGCUGAGGUUCCUGGUCUAGCCCAUUUGACCAAACUUUGCUGCGUCUUAGAUAUUAGCAUGUUUUUGAAGUAUUUAUUUUUUAAAAUGUUUAGAAAUAAGGUCGAAUUGUCUUUUUCCACUAAAAAGAGGUUUACCGUUGUGUUGUUUCCCUGAGGAACAUUGUUGGGUUGCUAGCAAGGCCAGUAGUUUAGAAAUCUUGUUGCCUGUUCUGCAAGCUUGUAAAAUGAGGGCCCUUUUAUUCCCAAGCAGAGUUUACUUAGGUAAUUUUGCUUCUAGGAUAUAGUAUGCUACAUGCAAUGCUGUAAUUUCCUUGUUAUGACAUGGAAAUCUGGUGGCAUGGAAGUGUGUACUCAAAAUACAGAAAUGCAUGAAAGCUGUGUUGUUUACCCAGGAUGGAAAUACUACAAUUCCUAUUUCCAUUUCAACUGCCUUUUGUUGGAGGAGGGUGGGUAGAGGACAGAAAAAGGAAAAGAGCUGUAAAACAAAACAUUGCUACUCUCAUAAACAAUUGUAAAUGUCUUGAAAAGCGCAAUGCUAUUUAAAAGGCCUUUAAACUUCUAAAUUUGUGUUGAAGGCUGAGAGCUCUUUCUUUCUCCAAAAUGCCUUCCUUCUCCCUCUCCUCCUCCUCGUCCUCCUCCUCCUCUUCCUGUUAAUUGGCAUAUAACAUUGUGAAGGGGAACCUGGGCCCCUGUGUAAGAUAGUUCUCCAUUAUCUUCUAGGUAAUCAGAUGGUUUUACAGUUGGCUUUCAUUAUGGUUCGGUCUUUGGAAAGGCUGCAAAAUCCAGGAGUCUAAGCAUGGAGUUAGGCAGGUGUUUUAUCCACAGCUUGGGCCUUCCCUGAGCAGAUCCAUUUUGUGUCUUAGUUGAAAGUAAUGAAUACCUCAUGGGAGUGUGGUGAGGAUCUUGUCAGAAGGUUUUGUGUACUUGUAGUUGCUAUGGAUACUACGGUCCAGGUGAUUUGUUGGAUGAAUGCACUAGUCACAUGUGCCCUUGAGUCCCCAGUUCAAAUCCUUCCAUCAGACGAGCUUUGUGGCGGGUGGGGCGGUGACCAUGUCCUGGUGCCUGAUGGUCUACCAUCUCCAUCUGUUUCUCAGAAGCAGGAAAUGGUGAGAUGACUUAGGGGCAAUGGGCCACCCAGUUGGAAGAGCAGGGUUAUUUUUCAGAAUCUACACAUGGAGUAUUUGGCUUGGGCUGAUGUUUCCAGCACUGGAAGGCAGAGAAUUUACAAAAUCAGCCUUAGCUGCACUGAAGGAAAUUGAUGCUACAAACUUGUGAGGACUCUUCAGUUUGCCAAAACGGGUGGUCUCAGGUCACUGAGCGUGGUUGCUAUUGUCACUGACCAUAAAGUUUGUGAAAAGUAGGAGGCAGAGGAGCUCAGUCGCUCUCAUGAGUAUUUUUCUAAACAGGCGGGCUUUACCACCACAAAAGAGAUACCCAUCGUGGUCACUCUUGGCAGAUGUGAAAGCUGGAAUACUUGACUUUUCAUUUUGGUAAUGACUUGCAUUAAUCUGGUGCCUUUCAUUAGGGGAAUCCCAAAGUGCUUUAGAGACUGUCUUUUUAACCUCUUGUACAUAGACAUUCUUGUAUAAAAUUUUACUUUGCCCAUCCUGGAAUUUCAGUCACUUUUGAGCAUGAGACUGUCCUAAUAGCAUUGAGUUCUCCAAGUGAUGGUUUCAGAUAAGAGGGAGAGAGAACAACUCAGCUGGCUUGGACAUGAGGUGAUUCCCACUAAGGAUGGAGACUGAACUGUGAGCCUGGAAUGAAUAACCUUCCUCUCCCCGCGGGUACCACCAAGGUGUGAAGGUCCCAGGUGCUCCCAACUGGGCUUUAAUGGAUCUUGCUAGACAACAUCUUACACAGCCAUCUUCUGCUCCCUGGAGCUAAUCUGGGAGGGUCAGGGUGAUUCUCUGCUCUGUUCCUGGAGUUAAGAAUAUGCCUAUGAAAUGACGUCAUUGGCCACCAGGCUGUCAGACUGACCCACAAACCUCCUUUGGGGCCACAGCAGAAGCUUCCGACCACUUACCCCAGCUGCUGGCUUGACAGCAGCUUCCCUCCCGACAUUUGGAAGUUGUUCUUUUCAAUGCUGUUGUGGGGAAUGUACACGCCAGGCUUUUCUCACAAUGUAUGUGAUGAGCAUUUUGAAAGUGCUGUUUGGGAAGUGAUACUAUGUCUUCAUUGUGUAGACACAUAUUCCUUAUAGGUUUGUGUUUCUGCCAAACCCCCACAUUUCCUGGGUUUGCUACUGAGGAGGGGCAUGUUGUAAUGCCAAGCCGAUUUGUAGCUCCUGGGGUAGUAAUUGGUGUUUAAUAUUUGGAUUUGUUAUUUCUACUUCUCUUAGUCCCCAAAUAAUUGAACUACCUGCUAAUUCUUGCCUCAUUUCAGAGAAAAUGAUCUGUUACGCACUUUGGGAUAGCAGUGAUCUGUACGGGCUUGUGUGUUAUCUCCUUGAAGGCUAACUGGUAUUUCUUGUAUGUUUUAACAGCAUGACUUGUCGCAGAGUUGUAAUUUAAAAAUUGAGAACACUGCCUUUGCCAUGUUGGUUUGAACACUCAUUAACGUACCACUGUGCACGCAUUGACGUGGCCGCUGCUCCGUCGUAUCUGAUGACUUACUUCAGGCUCCGUGCCUGGACUCGGUGAGGAGGAACACACACUUGGGACUCCAUCUCUGAGUAUGCAGAUUAAAUAGAAAAAAGUGAUUUAUGCUUCCAUAAGGCACUUCAGUUACAUACGGAGUGGCAAACACAAGGACGUUCAACGCAGGGGACUGGCUUCCUGAGAAAGGCUGGGCCUUGUGAGCACUGGUUGGGAAGGAGGAGCUGUUAUUCACUCUUUGCAGGCACAGGGAGCUGGGCCCCCAUUUUUUGCCAGGAUCUAGAGCCACGAUGCCGCUUUGUAGAAGGAACGGUCACUUAUUCUUAGAGCCUGUGUGAAACGCACCCCCACUGCCUUGCUCAGCACCAGAGAGGGGCCUGCCAGGGACAGCCCCGCCCCCCUGGGUGCCAUUCCCCCUGCUGCCCUGGCACCUUCCUGACAGUAAUUUGGGCACUGGGUAACUUGAGUGUCCUGGCUGGUUUGGUGUGGGUGAUGCUGGUGGAUACACAGAACCAGCCCUCAGCACCUACUUAACCCACUAGCGACUUAGACUCUGAGCCAUUCCAGAGGCCACGGCGAAUCUGUGGGAAGAUCGCUGGCUAACUGGCUCUACUCCCGCUCAGGCCUUCCAUUCUGUGACCUUAGGGCAUCACUUGGCCUCUCAGAGCCUUAGAUCCCAUUGCUGCCAAAUGAGAAGCUUGGAUGAGCUCAUCCUUAAAGCCCCACCCAGUUCACAUCUCCAUGUAAAACAGAAUUUCUGCAUGUCUCUACAUCCUCAUUACAGCAGCGAGCAGAUCCCGAAUCCACAAUGUAUCUGUAAGCAGAGCAGAGGGGCUGCUCACACACAACCUGCUGGCUUCCAUUUCUCUCUUCAAUAGCCAACCACACAGACACCAGUUUCAGGGACAACGAUACCAGAGAAAGGCUUGGGCUGGUGCCUGUGCCAGGGGAAUAGUUUUAAAACAAUCAACGAGGGUCUCCUUUGGGCUUUAGACCAUUUACACCUAAUCCAAGAUCCUGUUACUAAAUAUUAUUAGAGAGGAAAGUCACAUUGAUCCCAUUUGGCUGCAGGACGAGCACUUCGUCUAUUUGUGUUUGUUCCCUUAGUAAGGACUGGAGGGUCCCCACCCCUGUUCCCAAGAGGUUAUUAGGCCCCAACCAGGGCCCCAUAAGUGCACGACGUCAGCUGGGUCUUUCCCAUCGCAAACUUAAUUCUCACUGAGGACUGGCAUCUGCAGGUGUCUGCUCUGCGUAAUCAGCAGAAGGGCACAGUGACCUGUGUUAACUCUGUCCCUGGUCUCACAGCCGCUGAGAAAGGGCAGCAUGGGGCCUCUGUGCAGCCCGAGGGGGCACAUGAGGUUGCCACCAAGUGGGGUCGAGCGCAUCUCCUCCCUCCACCGGGUAUACAUGGAUGUUCAGGGAUAUUUUGGGCCAGGAUGCAUCUUUAAAGGAAAAACAAACAUCUCGUCCUGAGGGAAGAACUUAAACACUGCACUCACAUGGUCAUGAUCUCCUAUUCUUUUUAGGAGGACUUUUGUCUGGCGUCUCUACCCAAGGACCUUAGCUGGGUGUCACAGCCAGUUGGUCUGAAAAUCUGCACGUUUUCCUCCUUCUGUGACCUCACUUGUCAAUAUCACCAUCUUCCUGGAUAAGUUCUCCAAAGCAAUGACAGUGUCUGCAGGUGACACGCCGAUGCUCUUAGAAUAUAGACGUAAAGCCUCAAAGACAAGGCCAAGGGGAAAGAGGUACAACAAGGAGGAAAGAGGGCAGCUGUGCCCAGAGCUGGGGCGAGCUCCUACAGAAGUUAAAGGGAGAAGGAAGAAGCCAGGAAAGAGAAAAGAGGGCGCAGAAGGACAGCGUGAAUAAAAGAAAAGGCAGAGAGCAAUGAAGGGAAAUGAGACAAUAAUGUGGGGAGAAUAAGAGAGUAUGUUUAGCGAAGUUAUUUUAGGUCUUUUGUUGAAUUCAUUUUAUUUUCAGUAACACCCGCCAGAGGCCUCCUGGGAGGUAGCUACUGCUGGAGUCAACUUCCACCCUCUCUACCUGCCACCCCAAACUCCCUCACCAGCGAAGGAUGCACAGUCUGGUAGAACAGAUAUACGGAGACUACUCAAAGCCUUUUGGAUGAAGAGGGCAGGAAGGACACAAGGAAAGGAAGGGGAAAUGCUUCCUCUUGAAGAUGAGACUUCUGGGUUAUAAACAGAAAGAGGACCAGGUGUUGGCCAGGCAUGGGUGGUGUUAAUUAGGGUUAGGAACAGAGAGAUGGAGGGAAGAGAAAGGGAAGACACCUUCACGAACAGGGACCUACACAGGCAAAGACCAGGAGGCCCAGGCAGGCCAGCAUGUGUGAGGCACAUGUAAGGCAGUGUGGCUGAAAAGAAGCAGGGCUCACACCGUCCGGAGAAAAGCCACGGACAGGGCUCGGGCUUCUUUCUUUGUCACUGGGUGGAACACCCUGACCACAUUAAUGCCUGUGGAACGUGACUCUGGCAGCAGCUUGGAGGCGAAGGGGAGGCCAGCAGACCUAUUUGAGGUCAUUGCCAUAGUGCAGGUUGAAUAGAAGGGAGUGGGCUGGAGAGGAAGGGGCAGAGCCAGUUGCCAAGGAGACAGACUCUCUAGGCUCCAUCACCAACCAACCAGAUGUGGAGAUGAGGAAGAGGGAGUCCUGGGAUAGGCCUUUGGGUUUCUGACUUAACUGGUGACUGGGUGGAUGGGUGGAUGGUGGUGCUACAAAGAGAGACGGGGAACACUUGGCUCCCCUUCCCAAGACUGAGCAGUGUUGCCUACAUGCCUGGGGGACACAGACAGAGGUGUGUGGAGGGCAGAGGGAAGCCUGGGACCAGAUCAUCAACUGAGCGAUGGAGAUGAGACCAUGAGUGAGGUGGCCCAGGAAGGUACA
Molecule: messenger RNA, 8140 nt
Organism: Myotis brandtii (Brandt's bat)
Lineage: Eukaryota; Metazoa; Chordata; Mammalia; Chiroptera; Vespertilionidae
Gene: KCNS2
Product: potassium voltage-gated channel, modifier subfamily S, member 2
Exons: 1
Coding region: 150-1832 (560 amino acids)
Biological process (GO): potassium ion transmembrane transport; regulation of delayed rectifier potassium channel activity; protein homooligomerization
Cellular component (GO): membrane; voltage-gated potassium channel complex
Molecular function (GO): voltage-gated potassium channel activity; protein binding
Source: RefSeq, a predicted model, not a curated record